CUUAGUAACUUAGGGUUUGUGGACGAGAGCUAGGAGCGAGCGAUCCACACGCUAGCCCGAUGUAAGUGAUGUCGAUCUAAGGCCGCCCUCGGGCGCGCCUCUUGCUGCUAGAUAGAUUGGAGGCUAGAUCGCUAGGAGAGAAGGGGAGGGAAUAAAAUGGCGCCCACGGCCACCACGGCAGCAGUGUCAAUCCCUCUUCCUUCGCGCCCUCCGCGCCUCGACGCUGUUGUUGCUGCCGACGACGCCGGGGAAUUCGACUUCUCGGACGUUUUUGGGCAACUUCCAUCCGUCAAGGAGGGCGAGGCUGCGGAUUGGGGCCAGCCGGAGCUCCACUACGUCGCCGACACGCUGGUCAUUUGUAGCCGGUCACACUCGCUGGUUGGGCCGUCUCCUCGUCCCAGCUUGAGAGUUGGCUGCCCGCUGGAGGAAUGCGAGGCCGGGGACGAUGCUGGUGGCGAGGACUCCGACUUCUCCGACGCUGUGGAUGUGGAGCAGCAGCAGGAAUUCGACGACACCACUCGCAAGCUCGGGCCUGGCGACUUUGAGCUGCUCAAUCUCGUGGGCCAGGGCGCCUUUGGGAAAGUUUUCCAGGUCCGCUUGAAGGGAAGUAGCGACAUCUAUGCCAUGAAGGUUAUGCGCAAGGACAAGGUGCUGGAGAAGAACUAUGUCGACUACAUGAAGGCCGAGCGAGACAUCAUGACCAAGAUCGUGCACCCUUUCAUCGUUCAGCUGCGAUGCUCCUUCCAGACCAAAACGAAGCUGUAUCUCAUUCUGGAUUUCAUAAAUGGCGGCCAUCUUUUCUUCCAGCUCUAUCGCCAGGGGACUUUCAGCGAGGAUCUCUGCCGCGUCUAUGCAGCAGAGAUUGUGAGCGCAGUGGCACAUCUACACUCGAAAGGCAUUGUACAUAGGGAUUUAAAGCCUGAAAAUAUUCUUCUCGACGCUGACGGCCAUGUCAAACUCACUGAUUUCGGGCUAGCUAAAGAGAUUGAAGAAUCGGAUCGAACGAAUUCUUAUUGCGGCACGGUUGAGUACAUGGCACCCGAGAUCUUACUCUCAAAGGGACAUGGGAAGUCAGCUGACUGGUGGAGCCUUGGAAUCCUGGUGUAUGAGAUGCUACACGGCAUGCCCCCAUUCACCAAUCGCAACAAAAACAAGCUCCAGCAAGAGAUAAUCAAAGGGAAGCUCAAACUCCCGGGAUACCUGUCAAGUGAAGUCCAUUCUCUGCUGAAAGGGCUCUUGCACAAGGACCCCAGCAAGCGACUCGGGAGUGGCGGGAGCGGGAGCUGCGAUAUCAAGCGGCACAAGUGGUUCAAGUGUAUCAACUGGAGCAAACUGGACGCUGGAUUGAUCCAGCCAAAGUUUGUGCCGGUCGUCCAAGGCCGGGCCUGCAUUGCAAACUUUGACGAGAAGUGGACCAAGCUUCCGGCGCAGGAUUCUCCAGCGUCCACCCCUCGAGCAGCCGAUAUCGACAUGUUCCAAGGCUACACUUACGUCGCACCCAACGUUUGGCUCUCUGGCAGCAGCUCUUGAGACGGACGACGACACCGUACAGUGAUCUCUCUACACUUAAACGUAUAUAAAAAAACGUGUGACAGCCUUUUGAAAGUGAAAAAGUGUGUAGUGUUCUAGUCCCA
Selaginella moellendorffii is the source of this 1634-nucleotide messenger RNA. Its product is annotated as serine/threonine-protein kinase AtPK2/AtPK19. The transcript has 6 exons. Gene Ontology annotation, biological process: protein phosphorylation. NCBI's taxonomy places the organism in Eukaryota, Viridiplantae, Streptophyta, Lycopodiopsida, Selaginellales, Selaginellaceae. The record is from RefSeq and is a predicted model, not a curated record. Gene Ontology annotation, molecular function: protein serine/threonine kinase activity; ATP binding. Bases 157 to 1530 code for a protein of 457 amino acids.